Daucus carota subsp. sativus is the source of this 3960-nucleotide messenger RNA. RefSeq names its product kinesin-like protein KIN-7C, mitochondrial. Gene Ontology annotation, molecular function: microtubule motor activity; microtubule binding; ATP binding. The record is from RefSeq and is a predicted model, not a curated record. Bases 125 to 3577 code for a protein of 1150 amino acids. Gene Ontology annotation, biological process: microtubule-based movement. Lineage: Eukaryota; Viridiplantae; Streptophyta; Magnoliopsida; Apiales; Apiaceae. The transcript is spliced from 26 exons.
AAAGAACCCCCAAACCACAUUUUGGAGCAAGCAAGGGCGGCAAAACAAGAAAACACACACACUCUCUCUCUCCCCCCCCUCUGCUCUCUACACACAUUCAAUUUCUCUCUCUUCAGUCCCUCAGAUGUCUUCAUCUUCGAGGCUUCGAUCUUCUAUUUCUCCGUUCCGAUCGAGGAAGUCGCCGGCGCCGGUACCCCCUCCGGCGACGAAGUCCUCCGCUACUCGACCGUCGCCGUCAUCGUCUUCGUCUAGGUCAUCUUCGAGACCUCCGCCGAGUCCGUCAACGCCGCCGGUGUUCGACCGUCCGGAUUCCAACAAAUCGAAAGAGAGCGUCACCGUUACGGUGAGGUUUAGGCCGCUGAGUUCUCGAGAAAUUGGAAAAGGCGAUGAGAUUGCGUGGUUUGCUGAUGGAGAUUAUACGGUUCGGAACGAGUAUAAUUCGUCUAUUGCUUAUGGAUUUGACAGAGUUUUUGGUCCCGCAACAACUACUCGACAUGUUUAUGAUAUAGCCGCUCAGCAUGUUGUGAGUGGGUCCAUGGAAGGAAUUAAUGGCACUGUAUUUGCUUAUGGUGUAACUAGCAGCGGGAAGACACAUACAAUGCAUGGCGAACAAAAGUCACCUGGGAUCAUCCCCUUGGCAGUGAAGGAUGUCUUUAGCAUAAUACAAGAGACACCAGGGCGGGAAUAUCUUCUUCGUGUUUCAUACCUGGAAAUAUACAACGAGGUUAUCAAUGACCUGCUUGAUCCCAUUGGACAGAAUCUAAAGAUAAGAGAGGAUUCUCAGGGAACAUAUGUCGAAGGAAUCAAAGAGGAAGUUGUUUUAUCUCCUGCUCAUGCUCUGUCACUAAUCGCAUCCGGUGAAGCACACAGGCAUGUGGGAUCUAAUAAUUUCAACCUGCUAAGCAGUCGGAGCCACACAAUAUUCACCUUGACUAUUGAAAGCAGUCCAUGUGGGGAAGAUCAGGGGGAGGAAGUGACCCUAUCACAGCUGCAUUUGAUCGACCUGGCAGGAUCUGAAAGUUCUAAAACAGAGACAACUGGACUAAGGAGAAAAGAAGGAUCAUACAUAAAUAAAAGCUUGCUAACUCUUGGCACCGUGAUAUCUAAGUUAACUGAUGGGAAGGCUACUCAUAUCCCAUAUCGAGAUUCAAAACUCACACGUUUGCUGCAGUCAUCUCUUAGUGGCCAUGGACGAGUUUCUCUUAUUUGCACAGUCACCCCUGCCUCUACCAACACUGAAGAAACACACAAUACACUGAAGUUUGCACAUCGUAGCAAGCAUGUAGAACUUAAAGCUUCCCAGAAUAAGAUUAUGGAUGAGAAAUCUCUCAUUAAAAAAUACCAGAAGGAAAUUUCAAUCUUAAAACAAGAGCUGCAGCAAUUAAAGCUUGGCAUGAUGGAGAAUCCAUUAGUAGUGGCACCUAACCAAGAAGAUUUGGUUAACUUAAAGCUUCAGUUAGAGGCUGGGCAGGUUAAGCUUCAGUCCAGACUGGAAGAAGAAGAAGAAGCCAAAGCAGCUUUAAUGGGAAGGAUUCAAAGACUGACUAAAUUAAUCCUGGUAUCCACAAAAAGUACACUGCCAUCCAGUGUUCCUGGAAAGUUGGGCCACAGACGGCGACAUUCUUUUGGUGAAGAUGAGUUAGCCUAUUUGCCAGACAGAAAACGUGAACUGAUGCUUGACGAUGAUGCUGGAAGCAUUAAUUCAGAAACUUCAGCAUAUGGAAGGAGCGAGGUUACCGAUCUUGAUGAACUGAUGAAAGAUUACAGAAAGAGCACGAGGAAAGGAAUGCUUGGCUGGUUUAAACUCAAAAAACCAGAUAAUAUGGUUAGGUCAUCUCCUAGUACGGAUUGUGAGAGCUCGGCAAGUGGUUCACCUGCGUCCUCAGCAAGAUCAUCCCAAAAUAGAGUGACGUUCAGUGAUACGAGGGAAGGACAAAGAAAAUCAAUUAGCAGAAGGCGUGAAGAUUCUUCAGUUACUGAUUCUUUUCCAGCAAGAACCCUGGCAGGCGACCUGUUCAGUGCAACUGCUGGAACUCGGCAUCUACCUCCAACAGGAACAACUAUUACUGAUCAAAUGGAUCUUCUUCGUGAGCAAGUUAAAAUGUUAGCUGGAGAGGUAGCACUAUGUACUAGUUCACUGAAAAGACUUUCAGAAGAAGCAGCAAGAAAUCCUGAUGACUUACAAAACCAGGAAGACAUGCGACGAUUGAAGGAUGAAAUUAGAGAAAAGAAACUUCAAAUACGUACACUGGAGCAACGCAUGAUUGGAUCUGUAGAGAUUGCUCCUUGUACUUCAAAUAUCAAUGAAAUGUCUCAGGCUCUAUCCAAGCUCGCUUCACAACUCAAUGAGAAAACAUUUGAUCUUGAGAUUAAAGCAGCAGACAACAGGAUACUUCAGGAGCAAUUGCAACUAAAGGUAUCAGAGAAUGCUGAGAUGCAAGAAACCAUUCUUUUGCUAAGACGUCAGCUUGAUUCUGCAUUGUCUACUAAAAAUUCAAAGGAUUCACUACAAAAUAUAGACAAUAACAUUAAAACAUCUACCACUGGUUAUGAAUUGUCCCUGGACUUACAAAGUGGAACUAAAAAUGGUGUUCAUGCAUAUGAUGAAAUGUAUGUGGAUCAGAGUACGCCUACAAGUGUUAUGAGCUUGAAUAGGGCUUUUUCUAGGGACUCCAGAGAGUCGAGAAGUGAUGCCUUGAUGAAUUCUCACCAUGAACAGGCUGCUGAGAUCGAGGCACUGAAGCAAGAGCAGAUUAAAAUGCUAGAAGAAAAGGAUGGGCUAGUGAUUCACAGCCAAAAACUUGCCGAAGAAGGUACAUAUGCAAAAGAACUUGCGGCGGCUGCAGCAGUUGAGCUCCGAAACUUGGCUGAAGAAGUGACGAAGCUCUCUUACCAAAAUGCCAAAUUGACUGCUGACCUUACUGCUGCAAAAGAGUUUAACAGUAAGUCUAAUUCUGAUCAGGGUGCUUCCAUAUAUGAUGUGAAGAGAAAUGGAAGCAUUGGCAGGCGACCAGAUGAACGACUGAAAAAACAUGAAGAAGGAAUACUGGUGGAGGAACUGGGGCAAGAGCUUAAUGCAAUGUACCAAAGAGAAGCUUCCCUAGUUUCUGCUUUGUCUGAGAGAGAUGAGAAAGAAGCUGAGAUGCGCAGAAGGCUUGAUGAAGCAAAACAACAUGAAGAACAUCUUGAAAAUGAGCUUGCAAAUAUGUGGGUUCUUGUUGCAAAUUUACGCAAGUCAGGAAAUCAUUCUGGGGAAAUUUUAUCUGAAGGGGUUUAUGCAUCAAAAAAAUUGCAAACAAGAGACGGAAAUGUAUAUAUUUCUAAUGGUCACCCGAUGAAAUUACUGAAUGGGAGUGGGACCGAUGUAGACAUGGAGGAGAUAAGAACAUCUGAAGAAUUACAAGAGAAGUACAUUAGAGAAAGGCGAAGAUGUAAGGAAUUGGAGGGUUUAAUCUCAAGACUAAAGGGUGAGGAUGUUCUGGGCCUGGACAUGGCUACUCUAGAAGAGCUCCAAAACCUUCAUGUUGAGGCCAUAACAAAAAUCUGUCAUGCAAAGUGUUCAAAUAAUUUUGUAUAGCAUUCUGGCGUGAAGUUUCUGAAGAAUUUUAGGUACUUUGGCAAAUCAUUUUUAUGUACAGUUAUGCAAAGAAGAGCAACUUGAUCGACUAUUUAAGAGCCGAGCUCCUAGUUCUGGUGAUGCGAGUAUUGGUUUUGUGCAACAAAGAGUUGCAGUCACUAGCUAACCGUGAGGUCAUAGAUAUAACGCCAUUGUUGUAACAAAUUAUGUUGGGAUCCAGGAUCCCCCAUGUACAGUUUCUAUUAUGUAAGAUUUAGAACGAACAAAAAGCUUCAGAAACCUUAUGAGUAGAGCUUGAUAUGUUAUGCUAAAAUGAAGGUAUUACAGAAAUAAUUGGAGUACAUAAUACUUUAGCUGCUGAGAUGUUCAAUUGUAAUUUUAGA